Molecule: messenger RNA, 1446 nt
Organism: Ogataea angusta
Lineage: Eukaryota; Fungi; Ascomycota; Pichiomycetes; Pichiales; Pichiaceae
Exons: 1
Coding region: 1-1446 (481 amino acids)
Biological process (GO): proteolysis
Molecular function (GO): metallocarboxypeptidase activity; zinc ion binding
Source: RefSeq, a predicted model, not a curated record
AUGUUCCCUAUCGUUCUUGUUUUAACUUUGCUGCUGGGACACACUUUUGCGCGCGACUGGGGUCUCCCGCAGCUGCCGUUGCGUCUGGAAAAAUCGCCGGAGGCAGAGUUUGUCUUGCUCAUUGGCCAGACACCAACAAGAGCCUCAGACUCUGUCCAUUACUCGUCGCUCGCAAAAGAGGACUGGGUCAUCGACUUUGACCAGUACCGGGACCAGUACGUGCUGAGAGUUGGUGUGGGGGCGAAAGAGGACCUGAGAAAUCUGCUCACGGCAGCUCACCAACUGGACGUGCCCCUGUGGGAGAUAUCAGUGUCGAAGCAGUUUAUCGACUUACAGGUCUCAAAAGACUCGGGAGUGGAGUAUUUGCAGCACGUGAUGGACCAAUGGCCUGAAAUGGACCUCAAUCUGGAUCUUCUCGUGCACGACUUGCCCCAGGCGGUGUUUGAAACGUACCCUCUGGCAGACCUCGACGACGAUUUCAGUGUUCAGCAAGACCUCUUCUUCAAACGGUACAGGGACCUCAAGACCAUCUACCAGUGGUUUGACCUGCUAGUGGCGACCUACCCAGACCUGCUGGAGGUCGAGUGGAUCGGCCAGACCUACGAAGGAAGAGACAUCAAGGCUGUCAGACUGACGGCACACAAAAGCGAGCCGUCGCCAGAAAAGCCGCUAAAGACGCUGGUCAUCACCAGCGGCAUCCACGCGCGCGAAUGGAUCAGUGUAUCGACCUCGUGCUACAUACUGUACAGACUGCUGCAGGACUACGAGAAGGGCAAGAAAAAGGCACGAUUGUACCUGGAGAACAUGGAUUUCCUGUUCUUGCCGGUCAUGAACCCCGACGGAUACGAACACACAUGGACCACUGACCGUUUGUGGAGGAAAAACAAGCAGCAGACAUACAAUCCAAGGUGUUUUGGAAUAGACAUUGACCACUCGUUCAAUUUCCACUUUACGAAAGGUGAGGAGUCUCCUUGCAGCGAAAACUACCCUGGAGAAGGCGCCUUUGAGAGCCUCGAAAGCAGCGUGUGGGACAGCUAUCUGAAUCAGACAAAACACGAUCAUCCAAUAUACGGCUACAUCGAUUUGCACUCGUAUGCAGAGGAGAUUCUCUAUCCCUACGCAUACACCUGCUCCGAAAAGCCUAGGGAUGAAGAAAACCUGAUUGAGCUGGCGUACGGUCUAAGUCAGUCGAUCAGACUCACCUCGGGCAAGUCGUACGCUGUGCUCUCUGCGUGCGAGGACAAAGGCUCGGACCUGCUGCCGGCCAUGGGUGCCGGCUCUGCUCUGGACUACAUGUACCACAACAAAGCCUACUGGGCGUUCGUUUUGAAGCUGCGCGAUACAGGAAGCCACGGAUUCUUGCUGCCGCCAAAGUUCAUCGUUCCUGUCGGCAAAGAGAUCUACUCGUCGAUAAAAUAUUUUUCCAGCUUCGUUACUGACAAAUAG